GCUCAUAACAAUCCCUUCUUUCUUGGUAUCUCCCCUGAAAUCUCUCGUUCUCUCGAAGAAAUCUGCAAACCCAUUACGGAAUUGCGUGUUAAUUCUUUGUAGAGAAAAGAGUUCUAUAUUGAUCUGGGCGCGGUUCCGAUAGCCUUGGGGAGUCACUGGGUUCAUAAAAAUCCCAACUUUGAUAUUAUUAGACUGAAUGAUCUAAUGGAGUCUAAAGGUGGUAAGAAAUCCAGUAGUAAAUCGUCCUUAUUCUACGAAGCUCCCCUCGGUUACAGCAUUGAAGACAUUCGACCAAACGGAGGAAUCAAGAAGUUCAGAUCUGCUGCUUACUCUAACUGCGCCCGCAAACCAUCCUGAUAUUCCUUAAUUGUUCUUAUUCUUAUCACGUCUCAUCAAGACGUGUGCUGCCUUUAGGAUUUUCUUUUCUCGCAUUGUUGUUAACCCUCGCACUCCUUUUCUUCUUUGUUUUGCUGCUUUUGUCCCCCUAAAUAAUUGUUUUCGGUCUAUUUCGCGUUAUGGAAAUGGCGUUGUCUGUGUCUGUGUCUCCCAUUGGAUUCGAAGGGUAUGAGAAGAGGCUCGAGAUUGUGUUUUCUGAACCCGGAAUCUUUGCUGAUCCUAAUGGAAAGGGCCUUCGAUUGCUUUCGAGAGCUCAAUUGGACGAGUUUCUUGGCCCUGCUGAAUGUACGAUAGUUUCUUCGUUGUCGAAUGAGUUUGUGGACUCUUAUGUCCUCUCGGAGUCGAGCCUCUUUGUUUAUGCUUACAAGAUCAUUAUUAAGACUUGUGGAACCACGAAAUUGCUUCGAGCUAUCCCGCCUAUUCUGAAGUUGGCGGAGACCCUUUCUCUUUCGGUGGAGUCUGUGAGGUACACCCGUGGGAGCUUCAUUUUCCCUGGGGCUCAGUUGUAUCCUCAUCGUAGCUUCUCCGAAGAAGUUGCUGUCCUCGAUGGGUAUUUUGGUAAUCUUGGCUCGGGGAGCAAGGCGAUUGUCUUGGGCAAGUCUGAUGGCCCGCAAAAGUGGCAUGUUUACACUGCUUCGGCUGUUGCAAUGCCAGGAAUGGACCCUGUUUACACGGUCGAAAUGUGCAUGACGGGUUUGGAUCACGAGAAGGCUCGUGUGUUUUACAAGGACGAAUCGAGUUCUGCUGCUGUCAUGACGGUUAACUCCGGGAUUAGGAAGAUCCUCCCCGAGUCUGACAUCUGCGAUUAUGACUUUGAACCGUGUGGGUACUCCAUGAAUUCUAUCGAAGGAGGUGCGCUCUCGACCAUUCACGUGACACCGGAAGACGGGUUUAGUUACGCGAGCUUUGAAGCCGUUGGAUAUGAUCUUGAAGCGGUGAAACUAUCGGCCCUGAUUGAGAGGGCGUUGGGGUGUUUUGAACCGAGCGAGUUUUCUGUUGCGGUUCAUGCUGAUGUUGCUGGUAAGCUGCUCGACCAGAAUUGCUGUCUCGACGUUAAAGGGUAUUGUCUCGAUGAGAGAAGCACCGAGGAGUUUGGAACUGGCUGUGGUUCCGUUAUUUACCAGAAGUUUGUUAGGGAUGCUUAUGCUUGUGGCUCACCAAAGUCUGUUCUUCAAAGCUCCUGGAAACAGGAGGAUAAAGAAGAGAAGUAGUAGUGUUGAGGGUUGUUUUUUUGUUUUUUUUUCCUUUUUUGUUUUUAUGUUUCGUAAAAAUUCGUGUUUGUUCGUCGCUGUUGCAUUAAUGUUCUUGUGUUUCCGCUGAAUAAUGUUUGUUGUGUGCAGUCCAAUUAGUUGGGUUGUGGACAAUGAAACAAUUUGUGUUUUGUUGUACUGUUUGAGCUUUCUUAUGGAGGCUUGAAUGUUAUGAACAUUUGUUGUGUCUUU
Molecule: messenger RNA, 1838 nt
Organism: Ipomoea nil (Japanese morning glory)
Lineage: Eukaryota; Viridiplantae; Streptophyta; Magnoliopsida; Solanales; Convolvulaceae
Product: S-adenosylmethionine decarboxylase proenzyme-like
Exons: 4
Coding region: 516-1607 (363 amino acids)
Biological process (GO): spermidine biosynthetic process; spermine biosynthetic process
Cellular component (GO): cytosol
Molecular function (GO): adenosylmethionine decarboxylase activity
Source: RefSeq, a predicted model, not a curated record